AUGGCUGCCGAGUGGGACGCGGCCGCCGGCGUCUACAAGAACGCGCGCGCGGCCUCGUCCUGCGAGGUGCCCAACCCGCUGUGGAUCUUCGGCUACGGGUCGCUGGUCUGGCGGCCCGAGGAGCGCUGGAGCGACUACGACGCACGGCCGUGCGCGGUCCGCGGCUGGCGGCGCUACUUCGCGCAGCUGUCGACGGACCACCGCGGCGUGCCCGGCGCGCCGGGCCUCGUCUGCACGCUCCUCGAGGACGCGCCGGAGGCGACGACGCGCGGCGUCGCCUACCGCGUGCCCGACGCCGACGCCGACGCCGUGCUGGACGACCUGGACUUCCGGGAGAAGGGCGGCUACACGCGGAAGAUCGCGCGCGUCGUUUUCGACGACGGCGAAGCCGUCGACGCGCUCGUGUACUCGGCGACGCGGGACAACCCGAACUUCGUGCAAGGGCUGGAUUCCGACGACGCCGCGGCCGUCGACAAGGCCGCGCGGAUCAUCGCGACGGCCGUCGGGCCUUCCGGCGACAACGCGGCCUAUUUGCUGAACCUCGCCGACGCGCUCGAGGGCACGGACCCGUAUCUGGCCGCGCUCAAGGCGCGGGUCGUCGAGCUCCAGGCGUCAUAA
Aureococcus anophagefferens is the source of this 618-nucleotide messenger RNA. RefSeq lists its product as hypothetical. Gene Ontology annotation, biological process: glutathione catabolic process. The coding region runs from base 1 to 618 and encodes 205 amino acids. Gene Ontology annotation, cellular component: cytoplasm. The record is from RefSeq and is a predicted model, not a curated record. Lineage: Eukaryota; Pelagophyceae; Pelagomonadales; Pelagomonadaceae. The transcript has a single exon. Gene Ontology annotation, molecular function: glutathione specific gamma-glutamylcyclotransferase activity; gamma-glutamylcyclotransferase activity.